This is a messenger RNA of Talaromyces marneffei, 1365 nucleotides long. RefSeq lists its product as uncharacterized. The record is from RefSeq and is a predicted model, not a curated record. NCBI's taxonomy places the organism in Eukaryota, Fungi, Ascomycota, Eurotiomycetes, Eurotiales, Trichocomaceae. The transcript is spliced from 4 exons. Gene Ontology annotation, molecular function: transmembrane transporter activity. Gene Ontology annotation, cellular component: fungal-type vacuole membrane. Gene Ontology annotation, biological process: transmembrane transport. The coding region runs from base 1 to 1365 and encodes 454 amino acids.
AUGGCCACGACCACUGUUACCACCGCCAUUGAACUGGAAUCUCACUCGGACAAUGUCGCAAGAACCACAGCUGCCGCUGUCUACAACACCAAUAAUAAUUACUCCACAGGACGUCGCGAAGAUGACGAAGUAAUGCGGGCCUCGCUCGCCGCAGACUCCGAAGUCCCCGAUGGCGGCUAUGGAUGGGUUGUUAUCUUUGCGUGUGCACUGCUUUGUUUUUGGUUCGUCGGCACAACAUACUGUUGGGGUGUUUUUCAAGCAGCGCUCGUCGAGCAGGGAGUUGGCUCAGCUUCGACGCUGGCCUUUGUUGGCUCGCUUACGACUUCUUGUAUCUCGUUCAUGGCUGUGCUCAAUGCCAGAGUUGUACGUAAAUUGGGUACACAGUUGAGCGGGUUAUUGGGUAUCUCUCUGUUUGGAAUCGGUGAAGUGAUGGCCGGAUUUACGACGGGAAAUGUGGUUGGGCUGUUCAUGACCAUUGGACUGGUCAUGGGCUUAGGGACAAGCCUACUCUUUAUGGUUGUAUCUGUCACACCAGCUCAAUAUUUCAAGGCCAAAAGAGGAAUUGCGAAUGGUAUUGUCUUUGCAGGUGGCGGGCUUGGUGGUGCCAUUAUCAGUUUCGUAACGAAUGGUCUUCUGCAGGCCCUCGGUAUCGCAUGGGCAUUCCGAGUGCUGGGCUUCAUCACGCUGGCUACGGGCUUGCCAGCAGCAUAUCUCAUCAAGGAGCGCGUGCCGAUUCGGCCGACAUCCUUCGUUGAAUGGCGUCUGUUCCGGGACUACCGGUUUAUUCUAAUCUUCCUGGGAGGGGCACUUGCAACAUUCCCACUCUUCGUGCCCCCGUUCUUCCUGCCUCUCUACACGAACUCACUGAAUAUGACCCCAAGCGCAGGUGCAGGUCUGGUGGCUGCUUUCAAUUUCUCGUCAGCCAUCGGUCGUCUACUUUGCGGUUUCAGCUCGGACAGAAUUGGACCAUUGAACACUGUGUUUUCGUCCUUGUUACUUAGUGCCCUGAGUGCGUUGGUGCUCUGGCCUGUCUCUAGUUCCUUGGGGCCACUCAUCGUCUUUGUGAUUGUCAAUGGCAUGGCUAACGGCGGAUUCUUUGCUACAAUGCCAACCGUUGUGGGCAAUGUGUUCGGGUCGGCAAGGGUCUCUGUCGCUAUGGGUAUGGUGGUUACGGGCUGGGGUGGCGGCUACCUUUUGGGAGCUCCCAUUGCAGGAUACUUGCUGAAUACCGGUGGAGGUGAAAAGGGAGGAAUCGAUGCGUUUCACCCCGCGAUAUAUUACGCUGGCUCGAUGGCUCUCGGUUCAGCAAGCUUGAUGUUAAUGGCACGGUUAGGAAUUGACCGGAGACUGACACAACGGGUUUAA